Molecule: messenger RNA, 168 nt
Organism: Dentiscutata erythropus
Lineage: Eukaryota; Fungi; Glomeromycota; Glomeromycetes; Diversisporales; Gigasporaceae
Source: the annotation of a GenBank genome assembly
GUGUUACGAAAUAUUAUACAAGAAAACCCGGAUCUAUAUUUGGAAGAAAUAAUUUCACAAAUGGAAAUUCAGUGUGGCAAAACUGUUUCAAUUUCUACUAUGUGGCGUUCAUUAGCUUAUUGUGGAAUAACAUGGAAAAAAGUAUUUAAUUUAUUUAUAGUGAUGUAA